AUGGCCCAGAGCAGAAGAUGGCGUAAAGUCAUGGUUCUGUUGAGCUAUCAGGUUCUGCUCGCACGAGACGCCUCAAGUCAAGAUUCACAUACCACCCCUCGCCCCGCGCAACCACUCUCAGCUUGGCGACAUCAUCGCGACACCACUGAGAGGGCAGACAGUCUUUGCGGCUGCCGCAGGGCCUUCUACAUCACCACUAUUAGCUCCAAGAAACGUGCAAGUCUCUAUCAAGGCGUCAGAGGCGUCAGAAGCAUUGGGCGUCGAACAAGACCCGAUCGAGGGGUUGUCUGGGUUGGCAAGCUGACUGAAUCCGUAAAGACCAUCCUCGAGUCAGAUGGAGCAUCCCGCGAGAAGCUUUGGACGUCUAUCAUGCCUUCUCUUGCCGUAGCAGAUGUGCGUGCUCUACAGAAGAGGCAAGCGUCAACGUCACAAAGCUUCUGCCCUAAGCAAGAACGAACGACUUCGUCCAGAGUCACUUAUACACAAUGUUGUUCUUGCUCGCAAGGAAACUUGAUGUCACUACUGACUUAUCCACCCAUUUUUGAAGCGUUGAAAGUCACGUGUCGUAGUAACCUGAGGCCUCAUGUUGCUGCAAAGGACUACAUGUUCAUCACGUGCCGCUCCUACUCCCAACUGUGUUCGACGACAGCUGCCUAG
Aureobasidium namibiae CBS 147.97 is the source of this 657-nucleotide messenger RNA. RefSeq lists its product as uncharacterized. The record is from RefSeq and is a predicted model, not a curated record. Lineage: Eukaryota; Fungi; Ascomycota; Dothideomycetes; Dothideales; Saccotheciaceae. The coding region runs from base 1 to 657 and encodes 218 amino acids. The transcript has 3 exons.